Myxozyma melibiosi is the source of this 660-nucleotide messenger RNA. RefSeq names its product HSP20-like chaperone. Gene Ontology annotation, molecular function: Hsp90 protein binding; protein-folding chaperone binding. The record is from RefSeq and is a predicted model, not a curated record. Gene Ontology annotation, biological process: protein folding; chaperone-mediated protein complex assembly. Bases 1 to 660 code for a protein of 219 amino acids. NCBI's taxonomy places the organism in Eukaryota, Fungi, Ascomycota, Lipomycetes, Lipomycetales, Lipomycetaceae. Gene Ontology annotation, cellular component: nucleus; cytosol. The transcript is spliced from 3 exons.
AUGACCUCAAUUGUUCCUCAAGUCCUAUGGGCCCAGCGCUCAAACGCCUCGGACCCCGAGAAAAACCUGGUGUACCUAACAGUCAACGCGGCCGACGUGCCGACGCCCAAGAUCGAGCUGACGCCGACGAAGCUGUCGUACGCCGGGACCGACGCCUCGGGCAAGAACUACGCGAUCGAGAUCGAGUUCUUUGACGAGAUCGAUGUGGAAAACAGCAAAUACCACUCCACCAACCGCGACUCGUUCUUCUUGCUGCGGAAAAAGGAGGCGCGCGAGGAGUUUUGGCCGCGGUUGUUGAAGGAUAAGAAGAAAGUGCAUUGGUUGAAGACUGACUUUGAUAAGUGGGUUGAUGAGGACGAGCAAGAAGCCGCGCCGACUGACGACCCAUCGCAAUACGGCGGUGGCCUUGACUUUUCCUCGCUCGGCAACGAUCUCGGAUCGGCUCUCGGCGGCGCAGGCGGUAUGGGCGGAAUGCCUGGAAUGGGUGGUAUGGGCGGCAUGCCCGGUAUGGGCGGUCUGGGCGGUAUGAUGGGCGGUAUGGGCGGUAUGCCAGACAUGUCGAACCUCGGCGGUGGAUUUGGCGAUGACUCUGAUGAUGAUGAUAUCCCGGAUGGAGAUGACGCGCCUCAUGCUGAGCCUGAGAGUGAGGAGGCAAAGUAG